This is a messenger RNA of Ceutorhynchus assimilis (cabbage seed weevil), 378 nucleotides long. NCBI's taxonomy places the organism in Eukaryota, Metazoa, Arthropoda, Insecta, Coleoptera, Curculionidae. The record is from the annotation of a GenBank genome assembly.
AUGUCCGGGCGUGGUAAAGGAGGAAAAGUUAAAGGCAAGGCAAAAUCCCGUUCAAGCCGUGCAGGACUUCAGUUUCCAGUCGGAAGGAUCCACCGUUUGUUGAGGAAAGGAAACUACGCCGAAAGAGUAGGAGCCGGCGCUCCCGUAUACUUGGCCGCCGUCAUGGAAUAUUUGGCCGCCGAAGUACUCGAACUGGCAGGAAAUGCAGCCAGGGACAACAAGAAGACUCGUAUCAUUCCGAGACAUCUUCAAUUGGCCAUAAGAAACGACGAGGAAUUGAACAAACUCUUGUCAGGAGUGACCAUCGCACAGGGUGGUGUGCUGCCAAACAUCCAAGCUGUCCUUUUGCCCAAAAAGACAGACAAUAAGGCCAAGUAA